Molecule: messenger RNA, 3609 nt
Organism: Closterium sp. Yama58-4
Lineage: Eukaryota; Viridiplantae; Streptophyta; Zygnematophyceae; Desmidiales; Closteriaceae
Source: the annotation of a GenBank genome assembly
AUGCUCUUCAAUUACGGGUAUGCUGUGUUUUAUGCUCUUCCCCCGCUGCAAUCCAUUUUUGCGACUCGGACUCGUAGACGGCUCGAUCGGGAUUUGUUGUUGGAUCUCGAUGACGGAGGAGUUGCAUACGUGUCCAUCUCCCAAUGGGCUUCCCACGUGUACUGUUCGGGAGUGGGUGUUGUUGGUGAUAGAAUCCCACUUAGGGGUUUCGUCUGCAGCCGCCUGUGCCUCUUCCCUCCUCGCCCGGGCAUGUGGAAGCGCAAAUUCUCCGCCGCUGGCGCAGAUGCUUCCACCGAACCUUCCGCCUCGCGCGGCCGUGGCGCGGGCGGGAGCGGAAGCGGAAGCAGCGGCUUCGGGUUCGUGCGCUCCGGGGGGAGCGCGUACACACCGCCCGUGAAUCCCGUCGGCUCGUACGGCGGCUUCGGCGGCGGCGGCGGGAGCUACGCCGGCUACCGCGGCGGCUCGGGUCGCCGGUCGCUGCCGGACGACGACGACGACGAUAUAGCGGAUAUCGAAUACCGCGAUGACGGGGAUGGGGAGGCCGCCACGACGGCCACGGGGUACGGCGAAGAUGACGAGGACGAGGGAAACCGACGCGCGGCGGCGGCGGCGGAAGAGGAGGAGGAGGAUCCGCUCGACGCGUUCAUGUCGGGCAUCGAGCGGAAGGUGAAGGAGGACGCGGUCGCCGCAACUUCGCGCGCGGCGGCGGCGGGCGCGAAGGGCGGGGAAGCGGGGGAAGCGGCAAAGCCGGAGCGGGAGGACUGGCGCGCGGAGGAGGAGGAGGCGGAUUUGCUCGACUCGUUCCUCCGCGCUCGCAAGAGCGCGGGGCUGUCGGUGGCGGCGGAAGCGGUGAUGGGGCGCGGGUACGACUCGGACGAGGAGGUCUACGCCGCCGCCAAGGCCGUCGACGCCGCUGCCGCCGCCGCCGCCGCCGCCGCCGCAGGAGCCGCGGGCGGCGCGGCUGGGUCCGCCUUAGACAAGAUGGACGCGCUAGGCCACGUGGACCACUCCGCGAUAGAAUACGACGAGUUCGAUAAGGAUUUCUACCAGGAGCAUCCUGACGUCACCGCCAUGUCAGCAGCCGACGUGGCGGCGCGGCUCGCGUCGCUCUCGAUCCGCACGUCGGGCUUCGACGUGCCGCGCCCAAUCAGCGCGUUCGCGCACGCCGCGCUCCCCCCCGCGCUGAUGGGCGCAGUGCGCAAGCACGGCUACUCCGCGCCUACGCCCAUCCAGUCCGCCGCGCUGCCCGUCAUCCUCAGCGGCCGUGACGUCAUUGGCGUCGCGAAAACCGGCUCGGGAAAAACCGCCGCGUUCGUCCUCCCGCUGCUCGUCCACGUCGCGGACCAGCCGCGCGCGGGGCGCGGGGAGGGCCCCAUCGCGCUGAUCUGCGCGCCGACGCGCGAGCUGGCGGCGCAGAUCCACGCGGAGGCGCGGCGGUUCGCGAAACCCCUAAACCUCCGCGUGGCGGGCGUGUUUGGCGGCAUGUCGAAAUUCGACCAGUUCAAGGAGCUCAAAGGCGGAGUAGAGGUGGUGGUGGCGACGCCGGGGAGAUUAAUCGACAUGCUGAAGAUGAAGGCGCUGUCGCUGCGACGCUGCACCUUUCUUGUGCUGGACGAGGCUGACAUGAUGUUCCACCUGGGCUUCGAACCGCAGGUGCGAGCCAUCGUGGGGCAGAUCCGUCCCGACCGUCAGACGCUCCUUUUCUCCGCCACCAUGCCGCGCCGCAUCGAGCGCCUGGCGCGCGACAUCCUCACGCACCCCGUGCGCAUCACCGUGGGGGAGGUUGGCGCCGCCAACGCCGACGUGCGGCAGCGCGUGGUGGUUUUACCGGAGCCAGGGGGAGUCGGGGGGGGACCCGGUGGGGGAACGGGUGGGGGAACCGCAGGGGACGACGGGAAGGUGGCCUGGUUGCUGGGGGAGCUGGGGGCGAGGGUGGAUGAGGGCGAUGUGCUUGUGUUCGCCGGGACGAAGUUGCGAGUGGACGCGGUAACUGCGGCGGUGGCGGGCGCGGGGUUCAAGGUCGGCGCGCUGCACGGGGAUUUGGACCAAUCGCGGCGCAGCGAGGUGGUGCGGCAGCUGAAGAAGGGCGAGCUGCACGUGGUGGUUGCCACUGAUGUAGCAGCCAGGGGAUUAGACAUCCGGUCGAUUAAGACGGUUAUUAAUUUGGACAGUGCGAGGGACAUGGACGCGCAUGUGCAUAGGGUGGGGAGGACGGGCAGGGCGGGGGAUACGGACGGAGUGGCGAUUUCGGUGGUGACGGGGAAGGAGGCGCGGUUUGCAGGCGAGCUGGUGGGAUGCUUGGUGGCUGGCGGACAGGAGGUGCCUCCUGAACUACUAGAGCUGGCGAUGAAGGCAGGGCCAGGUAUUGAUACGGAUGGAGUGGCGGUGUCGGUUGUGACGGGGAAAGAGGCGCGGUUUGCGGGGGAGCUGGUGGGGUGCCUCGUGGCUGGCGGGCAGGAGGUGCCUCCUGAACUGCUGGAGCUGGCGAUGAAGUUCAAGUCCUCCUUUGUCGCCGCCUCCGCUCCCCACCCCCACGACCCUGUCCCCGACCUCCCUCCUCCCCCUCCGCCUCCUCCCUCUGCUCCUGCUGCCUUUCCCCCUCCGCCCUCUGCUGCUACCCCUGCUGCUGCUGGCUUUGCGGCACCGCAAGCAGCAGUCACAGCUCCAGCUUGGGGGGCGAGCGGUGCUGCUGAUGCUGCUGCCGGUGGUGUCAGCAGUGGCGGUAGCAUGGGGGCAGACGUGGUGGCGGCUGCGAUUGCUGCCGCUGCAGCCAAGGCUGCUGCCAUCGCUGCCAGUCUGGGCCUGCAGGCUCCGGGGGGAGUGGGUGGGGGAGGAGGGGUAGGAGGGGCAGCAGCGGGAGGGAUGGCAAUGGGAGGGGGGGUGACAGGGAUGAUUGCAGGCAUGGGUGCGAGUGCAGGUGGGGUUGAUGGUUAUAGGGAGGCAGGGGGUGCACAACUUGCCUGUUCGCGCUAUAAGCAGAAACAUCUAUUCGCCAUGUCGAUCACGUCGUACAACGGCGGCGCGGUGGUGGCGAUGAAGGGCGACAAGUGCGUGGCGAUCGCGUGCGACCGGCGCUUCGGCGUGCAGCUGCAGACCCUGGCGACGGACUUCAACCGCGUCUUUCAGAUGCACCCGCGCCUCUUUCUAGGCCUCGCUGGCCUGGGCACGGACGUGCAGACGCUCAAGCAGCGGCUGGAGUUUCGGCACAAGCUGUUCGCGCUGAGGGAGGACAGGGUCAUGCCGCCCGCCACCUUUGCCCACCUCGUCAGCUCCAUCCUCUACGAGCGCAGGUUCGGGCCGUACUUCAUCGAGCCUGUGAUUGCAGGCUUGGAGGAUGAUGGCACUCCCUUCAUCUGCGCCACUGACCUUAUCGGCGCCUACGAGGAGUGCCCUGAGUUCGGUGUAGCAGGGACGGCAGACGAGUCGCUGUUCGGCGCGUGCGAGUCGUACUGGCAGCCGGGGCUGCAGCCGGAGGAGUUGUUUGAAACCAUCUCGCAGGCGCUGCUGGCCGCUGUGGACAGGGACGCGCUCAGUGGAUGGGGUGCCACCGUGCAUGUCAUCACUCUUGACAAGAUUAUUACUCGCACACUCAAAGGCCGGAUGGAUUAG